This is a messenger RNA of Penicillium brevicompactum, 1239 nucleotides long. Its product is annotated as mRNA guanylyltransferase. Gene Ontology annotation, biological process: 7-methylguanosine mRNA capping. The transcript has a single exon. Gene Ontology annotation, cellular component: mRNA capping enzyme complex. The record is from RefSeq and is a predicted model, not a curated record. Lineage: Eukaryota; Fungi; Ascomycota; Eurotiomycetes; Eurotiales; Aspergillaceae. Bases 1 to 1239 code for a protein of 412 amino acids. Gene Ontology annotation, molecular function: mRNA guanylyltransferase activity; ATP binding.
AUGAGUCAUGCCGUCCCUGAUCUAGAUGCUAUCGGCAUAAAAGCGGACCAUGAUCUGGCCGAUCAAUUCCGUCGCGAAGUCGCCAACCUCCUCUCGCGCAACAACCUCAACUUCCCCGGCGCACAGCCAGUCAGCUUCUCGUCAAAGCAUCUUACUGAGCUGCAGCGCGAGGAUUAUUAUGUCUGCGAAAAGACUGACGGCAUUCGCUGCCUAAUGUACUUUGCGCGCGGAGACCCCAGCUCUGAACAGCCGGAGAUUCACUAUUUAAUAGACCGCAAGAACGAUUACCGCUACGUGCCAGGCUUGCACUUCCCGCUCCCCAACGACGACACGUUCCAGGGAUUCCACGUGGACACAUUGGUCGACGGCGAGCUCGUCAACGACACCUACGACGAUGGAACAACGCAACUGAAAUACCUAGUAUUCGACUGUCUGGUGUUGGACGGACAGAGCUUGAUGCACCGCACAUUGGACAAGCGACUGGCAUAUUUUAAAGAGAAGGUACUCAAGCCUUACCAUGCCAUGUACCGCAAGUUCCCAGAGGAGAAGCAGCACCGCGCUUUUGCCGUCGAGGAUAAGUCCACGCAGUUCAGCUACGGUAUCGAAAUGAUGUUCCGCGAAAUUAUUCCCAAGGUCAAGCGUAUCCACGGAAACGACGGCCUGAUCUUCACCUGUCGCAGUACCCCAUACCGCAUUGGUACCGACGAGCACAUCCUCAAGUGGAAGCCUCCACAGGAAAACACCAUCGACUUUCGCAUGCGCCUUGAGUUCCCGACGCUUGAACCAGAUACCGACGACGAGGCUGAUGGUGUUCAUGAGCCAUUUGUGGACUACGAUGCUAUUCCUAUCUGCCACUUGUUCGUGAUGCUUAGCGCUGGCGAGUACCGCCAUUGGGGGGAGAUGUUUGUAGAGCCCACAGAGUGGGAAACUCUCAAAGGUAUGGGCGUCCCUCUCGACGACUCAAUCGUGGAAUGUGCAAAGGACAAUGAAGGGCGUUGGCGCUUCUAUCGUCUGCGCGAGGACAAGAAUGAUGCAAACCACAUCUCUACAGUUGAGAAAGUCCUUGAGAGUAUUGAAGAUCGUGUCACCGAAGAUGAUCUCAUUCGUCUCGCCCCGGUCAUCAAAACGGCCUGGAAAAAGCGCCAGCAAAAUAUGGCUGCGGGAGACGAGGAGAAAAAGCGAAGGGCUCAAGGAAUCCCGGGAAAUCCUAAUGGUGUCAAACGAAAGUACGAAGAGUGA